Messenger RNA from Plasmodium vivax (malaria parasite P. vivax), 1956 nucleotides. RefSeq lists its product as hypothetical. The transcript is spliced from 2 exons. Lineage: Eukaryota; Apicomplexa; Aconoidasida; Haemosporida; Plasmodiidae. Gene Ontology annotation, molecular function: protein binding. Bases 1 to 1956 code for a protein of 651 amino acids. The record is from RefSeq and is a predicted model, not a curated record.
AUGAAUUCCAAACCGUUUAAUAACGCACCAAAAGUGACAAGGGAAGAUCUAGAAAGAGAAUUUGACAAAACCGAGUGUAAUCUAAAAAGUAGCUCUGACGAACUCACAGAUGGGGCAGAAUAUACAGAGGAAGAGCUGCCACACAGGCGAACAAAUCAGGAGAUGUGCAGAUGGAGCGUCUUCACCGAAUGCAGUAAAAAGAAGCAUCAGACGGGCAUAUUUUUUAUGGGCACUUCCAAAAAGGUGAAUGCAUAUAUCCGCGGUCCAGUGGGUGAGUCCAUAUGCUGGGAAAAGGGGUCCAUCCCAAUUUAUGGAAAAUUAAAAACUUUUAAAAGGAGAAAAACAAAUCCACGUGAAGAUUUCCUUUUCAGUGUGGGUACAUCACAUAAGGAUAAUCCACCUCAUACAUGCGAUGGUAGCAGCGAUGGUAGCAGCGAUGGUAGCAGCGAUGGUAGCAGUGAUGGUGGCAGUGAUGGUAUUGGAAGGGAGACCCCCUUUGCGCAUCACAACAAGGGGAACCACAACGCCAGGGGGAAUAAGCCAAACACUGCAACGUUAGGAAGAACGAGGGGGAGAAACCUAAAUGAGGAGGCAACCCCAUCGUGCAGGAUCGAUGGGAAGAGUAAGAACAAUGAUCGGCAUAAUGUUGAACACACUAAUUUUGUAAAAGCUGCAGGAGAGGAGACACCCAAUGGGAGUAAUGGGAAACCAUUUCGGAUUAACAAAAACCAGAUGAACAUUCCCCGAAAAUGCAUAGACCAAGGGAUGCCACCCUACAGUUCCAGUAAAGCGAACGAACAGGGAUAUGUCCUCCUAACGACCCAAAUGAGCAAAUGUGCCAGAGGAAAGUUACGCUUAAGGAUAAGUGGGAAGAACCAAUUAGACAAAAUGUCGCAAGUACCACUGGAGGGAAAACCAAAUGAGGGUUCCACUCACCGUUUUGGCGAUUUACUCAAAGGAAUACUUCCCAAAGGAGGGAGGAAAAAAAAAGUUUACUACAGAGGGUACAUAAUGAAGAAGAGCUACAAAAAUAGGGUCAAUCAGGAGCGACAUGCUGUUCAACAUAAUGAGAAACAAAGAGAAUCAAAACGGGUAGCGGCAGGUUACGAUGUAGCGUCGAAGCAAAAGAGACAAAAGGGAAGCCCUCACGUGCGAAUAUGGGCCGAUAAAGAGAGCGCACGGAAUAUUCACCCCAAAUGUACCAUCGAUUUUGUUAGAAAGUUCGCAUCUGUUGACAAAAGAAUGAAAAAUUACCUAAAUGAGCAGCUUAAAUAUUAUGGAUCAAAUGUGAGGAGGGAAAACCUCGAACAAGUUUGUCUCUUCCUCAGGAGAAGGCCUCCACGGAGAGUUCCCCAUGGGUUGGUCAUCAGCCGAAGCCACAGCAUUGAUGAAGAGGGGCGCCCAAGCGUGCCAGCCCGUCCGUGUCAAAAUUGCAAACAGGCGAUAAACCUCAAGCGCUACAUAAUGGAAGGAGUUGACAAAAAAAACACCGCAACGAGGAUGACCGCGACGGAUGUACCCCUUGCAGCAUCGGACUUAAUAAUAAAACAAAGGAGCGGUCGGGAAAAAGAAAAAAAAGGACAAACGACGAAUUUAUCACAAAAAAAUAAACUGACAGACGAGUUAAAAAAUUUAAAAAAAUUGCAAAAAGAGGAAAUCAACUUCUCCACCAUUUACACACAUUUGACGAAUGAAAAAAAGAUUUUAAAAAAAAUACUAAACCAACAAAUAAGGAACAAUAAAAAAGAUUAUUUAAAAAAAUUAAUUCAAGUGAAAAAAUGUAUUACCAAUUUUGUUACCCAUUUUGAGCAAAUUCUUGCAAAAAUACAGGCAGAAAAAAAUGGGCCAUAUGGCCAAACACACGAUGAAGACAGGUACUAUCAUAUUAGUUCCCUCCUAAAAUUGGUGAAGGACGUUAUAGGCAUUUUGGCCGAUCAUUUCUAUCACAAGGAAUAA